UCCACAAUAUUGCGCCAUACGAGGAGAGGGGUAUAAAAUUGAUUGACCGUCUACUCUUUGAUCUAUAACUCACUAAAUAAUUACCCACGAUUUGCACAUUGCGCAAAAUACCACUACCACGAGCUCAUUCACAAACUCAAGCUCAGCUAGCUCCUCGAACCAUCGUCCAGAGCGCACAGCACCACAACUACUCAGCCUUGGAACACCCCGCCAUAACCAUGCCAACCGAAAUCACCUCCGCCCUCCACUUCCACACCCUCUUAACCUCGCACACCUACUUCAUCGCUGAUUUCUACGCUACCUGGUGUCCACCGUGCAAAACCAUCGCGCCAUACUACUCUCAACUCUCCUCCAUGCACUCUGUCCCGCACAAACUCGCGUUUGUGAAAGUCAAUGUGGAUGAACAGGAAGAAGUCGCUGCAAAGUAUGGGAUCACGGCUAUGCCAACUUUCUUGGUGUUUAAGGGGGGUGAGGUGAUUGAGACGAUUAAGGGAGCGAAUGUACCGGCGUUGAAGAGGGUUGUGGAGAUGGUGGGUGGGAAGGUCAAGGCUGAGAGUAUGAGGGAGGCAGAGAAGGAGAAGGAGGCUGAGGGGAAGAUACAGGGGGAUGAGGAGAAAACUGUUAGUGGGAGUUAUGGUAUGACAGGGGGACACAGUAGUUGGAAGAUGUCUUUAAAUUGAAGGCAAUGAGUCUGGAGGUGCUAACGAAAAAGGAAUUGAUGGAUAAGAUUUGAUAACCGUGGUUUAGCAAUUGGGAUUGCGCUCUACAUGAGAUUUCGGGAGUGCGGUUAUUUGGACAAUUGGUUCUGAGAUCAUGGGUGUAUUCGAACCAUUUCUUCUUUAAAAGUUUAGGGUGUUUGAGUUGAGGCUCUGGGACGUCUCAUCUACUUUCCAAUUUUCAUUAGAAAGACAAAUUCUUCAGCAUAACAAUCGGAAUGAAUGAAUAUUAUCAUUUUC
This is a messenger RNA of Lindgomyces ingoldianus, 956 nucleotides long. RefSeq names its product thioredoxin-like protein. Lineage: Eukaryota; Fungi; Ascomycota; Dothideomycetes; Pleosporales; Lindgomycetaceae. The record is from RefSeq and is a predicted model, not a curated record. The coding region runs from base 219 to 680 and encodes 153 amino acids. The transcript has 2 exons.